GGACUGCUUAACGUUAACUGGCAAUAGAAUUUUAAAUCAGCUGAAGGAAGAAAGGAAAUUGUGAAGACACCAUUUAGUAUACUAGAAACACCAUAAAGCUUUUAUAUAUAUCCAUAAUUUUCCUCUAAAUGAAUACCGGACAUGCUCAAGAAACGAGCGAUACAGAUAAUAUGGGCAAUGAGGCUAAUACUCAACUUUUGGAGUUGCAAGGGGCAUUCAUCGAUGCUCUAACAAAUAUGGGUCUAAUGGGCAAGCUAAAGGCGCAACUCCGAGCAGUUGCGCUGGCAUUGCUUCGUGGUGAUCCGAACCUUAGUCUCGCAGCAGUUGGCCCCACAAAAUCCUUUGUACAUGCUCCAAUAGAAACACAGAUAUCACUCUUAUUAAUAAAUGACUUUCUUACAAAUAAUCACCUCACUCAGACUGCAGGUGUUCUAGAAGUUGAGGCAGGAAUAUCAUCUUGCUCAAGCUGUGCCGAGGAGCAGAUGAGAAGCAGUAUUGGCACCCUCUCUGGAGACGGCACCAUGCUAGAGCGACUCAUUCAUUUCGCUAUUAACGGGAAUCAUACCCCUAAUUCACACUUAUCUGCGUCUCCACAAGCUGCUCUGGUUAAUUCUGAACCAGAACCAAUGCUACCAUCCACGCGAGAUAAGACGUCCGUGGACACUGAAGAAGCUCAAGAAACUUUGCUAGAGCUGUGCAACCCAAGGCUUCACGAUGAAAUAAAUCAGUAUGAAAAAUCCAUAUCAUACAGCGACAUUGAAGAGUGUCUUAACGAAGACUUAUACACUGAAAUAGAAUUAUUUUAAUCAUUAGGGGGUAAAAUCCCCAUUCAAAGCGCUUUGCCGCGUUCAGGUUUGACUCUA
Phytomonas sp. EM1 is the source of this 863-nucleotide messenger RNA. The record is from the annotation of a GenBank genome assembly. Lineage: Eukaryota; Euglenozoa; Kinetoplastea; Trypanosomatida; Trypanosomatidae.